This is a messenger RNA of Linum trigynum, 3706 nucleotides long. NCBI's taxonomy places the organism in Eukaryota, Viridiplantae, Streptophyta, Magnoliopsida, Malpighiales, Linaceae. The record is from the annotation of a GenBank genome assembly.
GCAGCCAUUAUUCCCCUGGAAAAAAAACAUACCUUGAUUACACCAAAAAGUAUCAAAAUCUAAUCUGAAAACUAAUAGAAUUAUUUACAAUCUGAAUCCCCACAUAACUAUUUACAAUUAGUUCACCUUCUCCUCAAAAACACCACCACCAACAUAUUAAAAAAAACUGCCAAACCAGUUCAAAUUAUUGCUACUUAAUUAGCAAGUGGCCGUGGGUUUUUUCAGUACUUCAGUUCUUGAUUCCGGUGGCUGCAUUGCUAUAUGAUCAUGAGGCGAAAAGACACCAAACCAAAGGUAUAGAUGCUUUAUCCAGAGGCAAUCAAAUAAAUAAAAGAUUGGAGGACUUUAUUUGCGUUAAAAGAAACAAACCUGUGGCCUGUUAAAGCUAAAGUUGAUUGAGCAAAAGCAACUAAUAACCCAAUAAACAAAAUUAAAAGCACCAAUAAGCAGUCUACACAAACAUAUGAGAAAAGCCCUACAAAUUUUAUUUUUUUUGGAAAGAAAAUAGGUUGACCGAAGAAAUUGGGCCGCAGAGCCUCUGAAGCACGCUUACACCAGAAAAGGGUCUCUUUUUUCUGCCACUCAUAGUCUCAUACCACUGUAAAUAUCUUUUUUACCAUAUUUGCCUUUCGUUUCAAUUCAGGCAGCUGUUACCAAAACUUGCUCACAAAUCAAGUCCUGCAUGUCCUUUGUUUUUGACUAUAGAGGCUACAGCUCAGAAAUCGAGUUAAAUAUGGUCUAAUGGUUUAGGAUUAGAUCAGAGAUAGUAAAUCAAUUUCUUAUUUAAUAAUUAUUGUAACAAUAUUAUUGACUUCUUAAAGUAAGUAAACUAGCUUUCCGCAGCUUUUCUCUGGACCUGCCCUUCUCAUCUUUAGAUUACCUUGACAUUAGCGCAAUUAACUCCUUUCAAGAACAGCAAAUUCAGUCCAAGUUCAGAAAAAGAUAAAAAGAUUGGAUCUUUGAUUAAACAGCAAAGCAUAACUCACGCCGGAAUCCAGCUCUCACCGUCCAUUUCUUGUUUUCCAGAUUCCAUUCUUCCCCCCCACUAGCUCUCCUUCCUUCCUUGCUUUCUCUCUCUAAUUAACACUCACCCUUCCAUUUCUCUAGCCCUGCUUCUCAAUCCUUCAUGAGCAUUAAACCCCAAAAUCACAACAGUGUCAACGCCGCCUUCCGCUCUCUUCACACUUUACCUUUUCCCCCUCAAAUUUUUUUUCUCCGGUUGUUUUCUUUCUUUCUCCGGUUGAUUUUUGUGGUUUUGGUGUUCUUCUAACACCGAAAAAAUGACUGUGGAGCAAGGAGUUGGAGGGAAUCAGGACCAGUUCCCCAUCGGCAUGCGGGUACUAGCUGUCGACGAUGACCUAACUUGCCUCAUGGUUCUGGAAACCCUGCUUCGCAAAUGCCAAUAUCAUGUGACUACUACUAGUCAGGCAAGGAUGGCAUUGAAGAUUUUGAGAGAAAGGAGGAACGACUUUGACCUUGUUAUCAGUGAUGUUCAUAUGCCAGACAUGGAUGGUUUCCAUUUACUCGAGAAAGUUGGGCUUGAAAUGGAUCUCCCUGUCAUAAUGUUGUCAGCUAAUGGUGAUCCGAAGGUGGUGAUGAAGGGGAUUACUCAUGGCGCUUGUGAUUACUUGCUGAAGCCAAUUCGGAUUGAGGAACUCAAGAACAUAUGGCAGCAUGUUGUAAGGAGGAAGAAGACUGAUAAUAGGAGCAAUGUUGAUAGCACGGUGAAGCCUCAUUCUCAGAGUGGCGAAGCAACAUCGGACCACAAACUGAACAAGAAAAGAAAGGACCAAAAUGGUGAAGACGAUGAUGACCUUGAUGAGAAUGGAAAUGACAAUGACGACCCCAGCAGCCAGAAGAAACCCCGAGUUGUUUGGUCUGUGGAGCUGCAUCGCAAGUUUGUCUCUGCUGUCAAUCACUUGGGCAUCGACAAGGCUGUACCAAAGAAGAUUCUGGAGCUAAUGAAUGUUGAGAAGCUGUCGAGAGAAAAUGUGGCAAGUCACCUUCAGAAAUAUAGGCUUUACCUCAGAAGGAUCAGCACAGUGGCGAACCAGCAUGCUAACAUGGCAGCAGCUUUAGUGAGCACAGAUGCUUCAUAUUUGCAAAUGGGUGGUUCUUUGACCGGAUAUGGGUUACAUAAUGUUGCUGGAAAUGGGCAAUUUCAUAAUGGAGCAGGUUACAGAUCUGUAAAUCCGAAUGGCAUGCUCGGGAGGUUGAAUUCACCAGCUGGUAUGAGCAUUCACGGUCUUCCUUCUUCUGGAAUGGUACAAGUAGCAUCUCAUGUACAAGGUGGCAGAAACCAUUUGACUACUAAUCAGAGACAGUUCCAGUCAGGAAUAAGCAAUGCAGAUGUUUUACAAGGGAUGCCGGUUUCGCAAGAACUUGAUCAAAUACAGACGAACAAUAAGGGGCUUAAUUACAUUAGACAACACAUUCCUUCUGCUACUGAAACUACUACUGCUUCUUUCCCUCCUGACAUGAGUAUGGUUGUUGGCAGUGGCUCGAAUGGUUCGUUCGUGGUAGGGGCUUCAGAAAAGCCCUUGCUCCUUGAUCAUGGUCGAUGCAAUGAGAACUGGUCAAAUGCUUCUGCUCAUUCCACCGGCAGUACAACCAUGUUCCUUGAUCAUUGUGAUGUCCCUUCGCGCUCUUCACUGCCGAUUCAUUUUCAGGGCACAAAAGCAGACUCAGGAUGUCGGGUUGCUUCUGCUGGCAGUAAUGGUGCCCAAAUGAUGAGUAAUGCUCCACAGCAGGGCUGGGAUAGAUUGGCUGCACCUUCUUACAACCACUUCAAUAAUGUGGGAUCAAGUUCAGUGAACUUGUCGAUUCAAGAUAAUGGUGGGGUGGAUAUGAUUAAUCAGAGAUGGGAUGCAAAUAAUGCAAGCUUGCUGAGAACUCCGAGCUUCAGUUCAACUGGACAAUCGAAUUUCUUGGAUACAUCGUCGGUGAAACAUAAUGGUCUAUCAGUGGAGAUACCUCGGGUGUCGAUUGCACGCCAACCAAACCAGCAACAUAAUCUGCAGACGGGUCACAGUCACUUUGGCUCCUUGGAAGAUGUAGCUGGGUUUAUGACCACUCGGGAAUGGACCAGGUGAAACUAAUAAAGAAGUUAUUCUCUCGACAGUAAGUAAGCAGCAAGCAAAUGCAUAUAUAACAUAGAUUCUUAUGAGGCAUCAUGCAACCGGUAAUCAUUGGACGAAGAAGGGUUUCUUUGUGGAAUUCAUAGUUCAUUGCUUGCACCACCAUUGUAGCCUUUUCCCCACCUUUGCUCUAGAGAAUUGCAGCAAGGUGUAUGUGGUCGUUGUUUCUCACUUCCUUUCGUUUUGUCUCAUCGCCUCUGUUUUAACUUAGAGCCAGAGUGGAAAUUUUCGUAAUAAGUUAAUAGCAAUGGAGAUCAGUUCGUAUUCUGCAAUAAAGUGUAGCCAUUGCUAGGGUGUGGAGAUUUUGUGUGUGCUGCUUCCUCUUGUUUCAUCCGAGAUGCCCUUGCGCACUCUCUACGUCGCCCUGCACCGGCCCUUUUCGCCCGUACUUGUUCAGCUAGGAUUGAGAUGAGCGGACUAUUGGUCACCCGAAUGACUCGCACCAUAUUUUCAUAUGAGAAAAAUGUUAUUUUGUUUAUUUAUACUAUUGAAUAUUCACCAUAUUUUCUAAUUGCACUGUACAGUCACAAUCGAUUUCUAAAGAUGGAGAAUAAAGAACAAUUUUGAAC